AUGGACACCUGCUUCCCCCAGGCCUCGGUGCGGCCAAACCUCCCGCUGCGAAGACCUGCGACGCCCCGCGGUGCCGUACCGAGGAUCAUCUCGCCUCCGUUCGGGGAGAAGAGGACAGCGCUGGAUGAUACGAGGAUGAGCCCCGAGUCGGCUUCACCAGCCCCUGUGAGGCUGUGUAACUACUGCAGUCAGCAAGGGAACUUGCGGUGCUCACGCUGCAGGAGGACCUAUUACUGCUCGGUGGCGUGUCAGACGGAGGACUGGAAGGCUCACAGACACGUGUGCAAGCUGGCCGCGGCCGAUGUCACUGCCAGGUAACCCAGGGAAACGGGAUGCAGGCCUGCGAUGACCUGUGUGGAUCCAGGUGCUACGGUGCAGCUCAGGAGGGUGUACCUGCACGAGCUGCCCAAGAACACGGUCACGAAAGGAGCAGAGCUGCAGGCCUCUGUGGUGGAGCUGAGGAACCCUGGAAAGUUCUUUGUUCAUGUCCAGACAGUGAAGAUGAUGGAAUCUCUGCGGACGGUAACCAUGGCGCUGCAGAAGACCUACACCUGUUCUCUUGGCACAGACUACAUGCCAGACUAUGGGGAGGUCUGUGCUGUCAGAUACUCCCAGGACCAGAAAUGGUACCGAGGUGCGGUGGAGUCUGCAGAUGCUAAUUACAAAACCGCCAGUGUUUUGUACAUUGACUUUGGGAACGAGGAGGUCGUGAACCUGGAGAGGGUACGGCCGCUGCCCGUGAGUGUGGAUGCCCUGCCACCAUGUGCAGUGUCGUGCCGGGUGGCGGGUGUGGCCGCUGUGACGGGCAGCUGGACGGAGGAGUGCUGCAUCGCCGUGCGGCAGCUGGUGGCGGGGAGGACGCUGACGCUCACCGUGGAGGACGUGCUGGAGGGCGGAGCCGUCUGGGCCGUGGACGUGACGCUGCCCGCCAUUGGGAAAAAGCUGAGCGCUUUCCUAGUGGAGCAGGGCUACGGUGUGGAGGAGUCCAGUGGAUUGGCCGGUCCCAACAAUCAGGAUGUCGACUCCAUAUUGAGCGCGGCACUGGAGAACUUCAGGCGGUCGUCGGAGGGCAGGAGCGAGAUGAUGGGGGCCCCGCCCCCCGAGCCUCUCACCCAGGGUGUGGGCGACUGCUUCUCCGCCAUGGUGACGCACCUGCAGUCCCCCGCAGACAUCAUCUGCCAGAAGGUGGACAACGCCCGUGAGAUUCAGGAGCUGCAGGUGAAACUGAGGGAGCACUGCGCUCAGACACCAGCCAGCGAGGACUUCAGACCUGCCCCUGGGACAGUGUGCUGCGCCCAGUUCUCAGAGGACCAGCAGUGGUAUAGAGCCACAGUUCUGGGCUAUUCGUCAGAGACCAGGGUGUGUGUGGGGUACAUUGACUUUGGGAAUUCAGAGGAGGUGGAACUGAGUCACCUGCGGCCCCUCGGUGCGGAUCUCCUGGCAUUGCCUAUGCAGGCCAUCCCCUGUGCCCUGGCAGGGGUAAGGCCUGUUUCGGGUGCGUGGAGCAGUGAGGCAAGCCUGAUGCUAAAGAGGCUGGUGUGUAACAGAUUUGUGCGUGUGGAGAUCCUGGGGGAGAGGGAGGGCACAGCGCUGGUGACGCUGACGGACGAGUUCAGCGACCCGCAGACCAGCAUAGCGGACCUGUUCAUUGCCAGUGGCCAGGCUCUCCCCGCCGACACCCUUGCCCCACAGGAAGACACGCCCCAGAGAACGGGGAAAUCUGCUGUGUCCAGCCCCCCUGUGACCAAGUUGGAGUGGACAUGCACCGAGCUGCCCUGUGAUGGCCAGACGGUGCCUCUGUUGGUCAGUGUGAUAGAGACCCCGGACGAGUUUUACUGUCAUCGGUAUAACGCUGAAGAUAUUCACACUUUCGCGGAGCUCUCGCUUGAGAUGCAAAAGCACUGCCAGGCUGAGGGUGCUGCCUUCACCCCCAGCGUGGGAGAACCAUGCUGUGCCGUGUUCCCAGGUGACGGGUCCUGGUACCGGGGCGUGGUGCAGGGUUUGGCAGCGGACGGGAAGGCCACGGUUUUUUUCGCGGAUUUCGGCAACACUAGCAACGUGAAGCGGACUCACCUCCGAGCCAUCAUACCCAAGCUGCUCAGCCACCCCUUUCAGGCUAUCCGCUGCUGGCUGGCAGGUGUGGAGCCGCUGGAGGGCCAGUGGGGGGUGGAGGUGGUCCGCAGGUUUCGGGAGCUGACUGUGGGCCAGCAGGUGCAGGGCUGCGUGCUCUCCAUCACUGACAGGGGCUUCGGGGUGGAGCUGGUGAGCAACGGCCAGAACAUUGCCGCCCUGCUGGUGGCUGAGAAACUGGCCAAAGUCAGCGGAGAGCAGGGCCUCUCUGUGGUUGCGCUGGAGGCGGCAGGUAACACAGGGGGCGCCUUUCCUCUGGAUUGGAAGACUGUUCAGUUGCCGCUAAACAAGACAUUCCAGCCUCACGUAGCAGCAGUGAUCAGCCCAAGCCUAUUCUACCUGCUGAGAGAGGAUACCGAAGACAAGGGGAACCUCCAGGCGCUGAUGGUGGACCUUGCAGCUUACUGCAGCAGCCAUCCUAAAGCACCCACCUCGAACCCUGAGCCCGGCGCUGCGUGCUGUGCCCAGGUCCCAGGUGAUCAGAGAUGGUACCGGGCCGUCGUCCUGGAAACCGCAGGCUCUGAAGCGGAGAUUGUGUGUGCGGAUUAUGGGAUGGUGGAAAGGGUCCCGUUAACAAGCAUCCUUCCCAUCACGGAGCAAUACCUGGCGCUACCUUUCCGGAUCGUCAGGUGUGCACUUUCAGGAAGGGAGCUCUUCCCUGCUGUGUGGCCCCGGGCGGCGCUGGAGCUGUUUGGGUCGCAGCUGAGAGGCGGGUUUCGAGCAUCGGUGGAGGGCUUUGACGGGACCUACAACCUCCUGGCCCUGACCGCCAUUACCAUGCAGGGCGGGGCCAGCGUCAGUCACAUGGUCUUAGAGUGCUUGAGGAAACCUCUGAGGGAGGUCACCGAGCCCAGACACCAUGGCUCAGAUCCGGCUGAUACCAGAGCUCCAGAAAUCCGGGUCCCAGAACCUGCCAAGGCCAGAGAUUCAGAACCCAGGGACUCCGAACCGGCCAAGGCCAGAGAUCCACAACCCCACGACCCGAUUCAGCCCAAGAGCUCCAGCGGUCCAGCUACUGCAACUCUGCCCACCCCAGAGGGAAAGUGCUGCUGCCGCCACCUGCUACAGAAGAUGGAUCAACUGGAGGAGCUGAUCCUGCUGCUGAUGAAGCACAUGGGAGAUCUGCCGAAGGGCAAAUAG
Molecule: messenger RNA, 3270 nt
Organism: Megalops cyprinoides (Indo-Pacific tarpon)
Lineage: Eukaryota; Metazoa; Chordata; Actinopteri; Elopiformes; Megalopidae
Gene: tdrd1
Product: tudor domain containing 1
Exons: 22
Source: RefSeq, a predicted model, not a curated record